Molecule: messenger RNA, 1053 nt
Organism: Helobdella robusta
Lineage: Eukaryota; Metazoa; Annelida; Clitellata; Rhynchobdellida; Glossiphoniidae
Exons: 1
Coding region: 1-1053 (350 amino acids)
Source: RefSeq, a predicted model, not a curated record
AUGAACCUGCCUCAUCCAUUCAGCUUGCCCAGCAUGGUGGGUAGACCGAGGCUUUCCUUCCAGCACUUCAACUCAUCAAACAGACUGCAAUCUCAAACUGGUUCACAACCUCUCAGACCCCCGUAUGCAUACAGCAGCAAGAUGCUCUCAAAUACCAAUGAAAGUUGCAGUAACAAUUUUCUGUCGACAGCAUCAGAAUUGAAAUCUUCAUUGCAAGCGCCUUCUCUUUUAAGGAAUUUUUCAUCUACAAUCACAUCUUCAUCAUCAAUUGAUCGUUCCAAACAAAAUUGCUCAAUAAGUAACUCAUCUUCAAAAAGCAAUUCUCCAACAUUUCAAGUCGCACCACAACUCCAACAACAUCAACAACAUCUGCCCCAACAACAGCAACAGUAUCAACGCCAACAACAACAACAUCCACAACAACAAUCUCAACUUACCAGAUCUUCGCCAUCACCGAGCUUAACAUCAUCCACAUCAAAAGUGAUUCGAACGCCCAGCAAGUUGAGCAUGUUGCAACAACCUUCAAAACUCGCCAUGAAAUCCAACUCAAAAAUGUUGUCAUCAUCAUCUGCAACAGCAGCACCCAAGAACGCUCUGGCAUAUGAUGCUGUUGAUGCUGCUGAUGCUGAUUACAACAAUGUUUCAAACUGUAGCAGUCAGAGCAACGAAAGUAGUAACAGCAGUUGUAGCUACCGACAGAACACAACAGCCGCCAAAUCCUUCUUGAAUGCAUCCCACGUCAGCAACCACACGUCUUUAAAACCUGCUCCAUCAAAUCAGGACAUUUCAAUGAAACGAACCUGCAAUGGCCCGCCUAUCAAACCUUGCUACAAUGGCAGCAACACUAAUGCCAGCAUCAAACAACCACCACAACCAACAUCUGCCAGUGUUGACAACAAACAAUCUUCCACAUCAUCAUCGUCAUUUUCAACAUCAUCAACAACUGCAACAACAACAAAAAGCAUACCAAGAAUGUCCAGCAUACCUCGUUCCAGGCUGAAACCACCUACCAAGUUGGAAUUCUUUCAUUUCAUCUCUACAUCGUUCCUGUAA